Messenger RNA from Clupea harengus (Atlantic herring), 3233 nucleotides. Its product is annotated as CCP domain-containing protein. The record is from RefSeq and is a predicted model, not a curated record. Lineage: Eukaryota; Metazoa; Chordata; Actinopteri; Clupeiformes; Clupeidae.
UUGUAGUUCUGAGAACCGAUCGUUGUCCAGUUUCAGAGAAAUGAGUGAAACAUCAUCAUAAGCCGUUACAUUACAGCCUCCUGCUCGAUGGUGACUGAUCCCUCGCAAGUGACAGAUGCGGAUGGCGUGUGCUGCCCAGAUCGCACGAGACUGUGUAACGCAUCUGGCGCGGACCCGGCCCUUUUCUGGCACGAGUUCACUGGCUGUGUGGUCACGAAGACAGAGAUGAAUAAUUGACUAAGGCUUCUAAAAUAGGAGCGACUCUUCGUGUUAGUCCCGCGCCGAGAUUAGAGACAGCACACUUGCGGCUUUUAACGUCUUCCUAAACCAAUCCCGAUGCUACAAUCAGCAAAUGAAUUGCCCUGCAUAUUUAAUACAUAGCUUUACGUCCAAAACAGUGCGGAUUAAAUUGAUUUGGUUCCAGUUCUUUCUCAGCAAAGUAUUUCCCCCUGCAAAUAUUUACAGUCUUUAACAGGCAUUUAAAUUUAAAUUUAGCUUUCCUUUGUAUCUGCUGUGCAGUACGUAUUUUAUCACAGUGAAGUUAUUAAUGUGCGCUUAGUUAUUAAUGCAUCGUUCCUAUCAGUCGGUCGCCUGCAGAAUAGCUGCGAGCGCUCGUGUCGGCGCAUGUGGACGCCUCUAGAGCCCGAGUCCGCGAGAGGGAGAGAGUGAGAGAGCGAGCGAGCGAGCAGGGGAGAGAACGAGGGACCUUUAGCCACCAGGAAUAUCGCGAUUUAAGAGUGAGUGAAUUACCACAGCGCGCUUCAGCGGGUUACGUUACGCAACGCGCUCCCUCCAGCCGCAGCAGUGGAUAACAGUAAGCGCGGGGGACCAAAAGCAGAACUCGAAGCACAAGCUGAUUACAGGGGGAACGGAGAGGACACAGCGCUGCAGCCACCUGGAAGUCACACACACAACAUGGUCAACUCUCAGCGUUCCCUCAGCACAAAUGGAGACUAACCUUACAUCUUAACCCAGGGGGAGUUAAAAAAGAGAAUUAUUAGAGAAUUUGGAAAGAAGUUUGAACAAGAAAGGGCAACUCCAAGGGCCUGGGGAACACCCAGAUGGAGAUGAAGGAGUGACCGCUGGUUCUUUCUCUUCUCUUCUCUUCUCUUCUCUUCUCUUCGGUUUCCUCCGGCUUCCUGAUCCUCCAUGGGACACGGGACCAGAAGUCUCGGGGGUCUGUCCCCACUGGGACCCCUGCUGCUGCUCACCUGGGCAGCAACCCUUGCGGCGGGUCAGGGCCAGGAGGGGUCCGCUGCCGGCCCCACUCACCUGAACCUAACACACCUGAGUGCCACGCCGGAGCUCCUGAGCACUGUGGAGCCGGAGCUGAGAGCAGAGGACCGGGGAAACAGCACUCAGGGGACCACCGGCAACGACACAGGUCUGAGCUGUAUGUCCCUCCUGCCGCCCCGUAGGGGCUCCUUCUACGUGGAGCAGGGCACUGGCGUGUCCCUGGGCACGGUGCUGGCCUUCUGGUGCCGCGAGGGCUUCCAGCUGGUGGGCAGUGAGAGACUCUCCUGCGUCAUGCGCUCUGGCGCCCCCCAGUGGAGCAACUACCAGCCUGUGUGUGAGGCUAUCCCCAAACCAGAGGACCGGGGGCUGAGGGUGGCCGUGUUGGCCUCUGUGGUGAGUGGCAUCGUGAUCCUGGCCAUGUCCGUGUCCUUCCUCAUCUGCUGCCUGCAGGAGCGCUUGGGCAAGGACACGAGCCGCCGGGAGAGCAGGAGCAGUGGCAGGAGGAGAGAUAAGCUCCGUCACUCGUCUCGCAGUGAUUGCUGGCUGGAGAGAGACGACAGUGACUGGGAGGUGUUCCCCCCUCCGAAGGUCUUUCACCUGUCGCCGCGCUACGAGCCCCAGUACCCCCCCAGCAGCACCCCCCUCUACGUGGGGGGACUGGGUGGCUAUGACAACCGGGGCUAUCUGAGGAGCCAGGAGAACCUGAUGAAAGCCCCCCUGCCAGGCCUCUACCACACUGAGAGUCAGCUGUACCCCCACAUGGUGCUCCAGAGGGUACCCACCCCCACCGCCCCGACCCCUUCUGCUCCUACUGCCCCUCUAUACCUCCAACUCCAGCCCCAGUCCACACAAGGCUCUACUGCCCCCACCCAAGUCCUCCCCCCCUACCACAAACCACCCUACCCCAGCCCCAACGGCACCCCCCAGAGGCUGUGGCAGUAGUUACACCCAUUCAGGGACACUCGGAGGACGCUGGACGCACACUAUGAAGACAGUGGAAGGACAUUAGGGGGACCAUUGGACACUGUUGGACAUUCAAUGGACACGGAGACAGAAGAAAGAGUGUGUCAUGUCCAGACCCUUGAGCUCUCGUUUGAGGGACGGGUGGUGUGUGGAUCACUCUCGUCAUGCUUCUCCACCAGCUCUUCGACGGGUCUGACCACCGACCCGUCAUCAUCCCGUCACGGAGAGAUGCAUACCGUUCCCAUACUGUGCAUCGAGUGUUUUGAGACAAACUGAACGUUCUCCGGUUGAGUUGAGAUCCACAGUUGUUGGGAAUUUUUUUUGGGGGGGGGGGAAAUGGUAUUUCACCCCUUUUAAAGUUAGCAGAUCGCAUACGUUGCAUUCCGUAGGAUGUUGUAUGUUUCCAGAUGGCGUUUGUAUAACUUCCUUAAGAGGUCAAGCCAUAGGAAGAGCUAUUAAUAUAAAGUAUAGAUCAGGGGUUAGCCUGGCCAAACCUCACAGAUCCACCGUCUAACAGCUUUCCUGUGGUUUGACUCUAACUCACGUUUCUUCAGUCAGACACCAUUGCACCAUUGCUCUAAGUGAUAUAUAGUGGAUUCAGAAAUUAUUCAGCCCGCUUCACUUGUAAAACCCGAAUUUUUGAGUAUGUAUGUGUGAGUGUGUGUGUGUGUGUGUGUGUGUGUGUGUGUGUGUGUGUGUGUGUGUGAUUUUUCCAAUAAAUCUGCCAGCAUGUCUAAAAAGGUACUUUUACCUUCUCAUUACGGGUUGUUGAGUGUCGAUUGAUGAGGGGGAAAACAAUUGAAAUGAUUUUAGCAAAUGGUUGCAACAAAUGAAAAGAGGUCUGAAUUCUUUCUGAAUGCCCCAUACUGCAAAAAGAACUGUCAAUCAACAGAUUAUGUUUUGGAAUUAAAUUGCAAAUGCUGCCCUUCUACUAACUUCAUGUGUAGAUGUAUGUGUAGGUCUCUGGGUGUGUGUGUGUGUGUGUGUAUGUUUGCGUGUGCGUGUGUGUGUGUAUGUGUGUGUGUAUGUGUGUG